This is a messenger RNA of Vespa mandarinia (Asian giant hornet), 751 nucleotides long. RefSeq lists its product as uncharacterized. The record is from RefSeq and is a predicted model, not a curated record. Lineage: Eukaryota; Metazoa; Arthropoda; Insecta; Hymenoptera; Vespidae.
UCAUCAUUUCCGCGAUACAAAUGGUGACAAGAUGAUGGAGAUCAAAUAUUUGAUUAUUGCUGUUCUUAUAUCUGCAUCUAUUGUAGAUCUUGCAAUAGCAGAUCCUAGAAUAGAAGAUUUGAGUAAACAAAUAGUAGAUCACUCUGUACAAGAUACAAUUAUUAAUUUAACUGAAAAUGGUUGUGAAUGUAUACGAUAUGAUUGUGGAUGUUGCAAACAUAUAGAAUGGGAUACCAUUAAUAUAAAUGGAUCGUUCUGCGGAAAUGCAACUUAUUUGGAUCAAGAAUAUGGCUUUUCUGUAACUGUGACUUAUAAUACUAUUAUUAUAAUCAAUGAAACAGUAUCAGCAAGAAAUCCACCACCGAUUUGCUACGCUUUUUUACAUUUGUCAAAAUUUCCAAAAUUGCCAAUAUUGACAAAUGAAAUUUGUUUACGCCUUUAUGACAUAGAUGUAAGCAAAGUAGAUAUUCAUAUAUGUUUUGAAAUAACAAUAAAAAUGUUACUAGUAAAAGAAAUAGUAAUACCACUAGAUUGCAUUACUAAAAAAUUUAAAUCGCCAAAGGAAAUAUAUAAAGGACAUCCUAAUGUCCUAAUGGUAUAAUUUUAUAUCAAUGUUAUAUAUUAUAAGCUACAAAUAUUUGUAUUGUAUCUGAAGUAUAUAUUUUGAAUAUUUACAUUUAAUUCUGUUAAUGUUAACAUAAUGUAUAUCUAUUAUUUUAAUUGUAUCAGUAAUUAAUAAAUAUAUUCGUUA